UAGUCAACAAUUUUCCAGAGCAAUGCCUUCCACCUGACUACGUUCUCCAACAGUUUGGUCAUGUACACAACGAGGAAAUUUUGUUUGAAGAUGUGAUUCUUGUACCUACACAUUCUAGCUUGGUUGAUUUACCAUUCAGGAUGAGUAUGGAGGACGAAGAGGGACUUUAUGCGGAUGUUGAGGCAGAAACAGCUGACUCUGUUAUGUCUCUGUCCUUACAGAAGAAGGACAAGACAUGCCUAGUGUGUGGAGACAAGGCCCUUGGCUAUAACUUCAAUGCAGUGUCCUGUGAAUCAUGUAAAGCAUUCUUCCGUAGAAAUGCUCACAAGACAAUACGAGGGCGAUGUGAAGGAACAUGUGAGGUCACAGUAGACUCAAGGUCAUUUUGUAAAAAAUGUCGUCUCCACAAAUGUUUUUCUGUUGGGAUGAGAAAAGAUAUGAUAUUAAAUGAGGAACAAAAGAAACAGAGAAAACAAAAGAUAAUUAUCAACAAAUUACGUAAACAUGGACAACUACCUCCAGAAGACACUUAUGCUGCUUCUCCUCAGGAUUUUGCUGAUACAUUUCAGGACCAAAUACGAAAUCAGUCAUUUGAGGAUCUUCGUUCCACAUUCCCAAGAUUAUCAGACAGUGAUUUGUUAAUGCUCAUGAAACUAAAAUCAGAAAAUGAAAGUGAAUCAUGUCCUGUAAGUGCAGACAUUUCCAGUAAGUAUCCAGCUUGGAAUGAAAGUCAGGAUCUUGUGCAAGAUAUUAUAUCACAGUUUCCUGAUAUGGAGAAAGGAAUUAUUAUAGAGUUGAGACGAGCUCAUGAACAAACAGAAUUCUUAGGAAAUACACAGACAGUUUUGAAAAGCUCCCCAAAGAAUAGUACCGAUUUUGUCAAUGUUGCCGAAGGCUUUGUUCGUCGAAUUAUCAAGUUGUCCAAAUAUAUAGAAUUUUUCAAGAUGAUAAAUAAAGAAGAUCAGAUUGGAUUAUUAAAAGGUAGUGUUGUAGAAAUUUUGAUGUUACGGUCAGCGGUCAACUUUGAUGCUCAGACAGAAACUUGGUCUUUGAGUACAAAAAAAAUGUUGACUCCAUCUCUAAACGAAAGAAAAUCAUCCACAUCCACGUCCACAUCCAUGAGUUCUGAGAUAAGCUCCCCUGUCUCACCAGAUUCUGCCUCAUCUUCUGUUUCUGAAACAAAAAAUUCUUCUUUCCGAGGAAACAGUGGAGGAGUUGAUAUGGAUAUGAUCAAUUCUAUGAGAGAGCAUGCCCAGAGGAUGGGUUUUGACAUAGAGAGUCUAAGGGAACGUGCUGCUAGCUUUGGCUUCGAUGUAUCAAAAAUGGCAGGAAUGGGAGUUUCUGAAUUCUCAAGGAGUGCUGAUGCAUCUGCUCAAUCUGUUGGAAUUGAUCUCUCCAAAAAAACUGGAAACGUAGAAAAAGAAGAAAUGAAAUUAGAAGCCAAUAUACUCAAAAUGGGAAACCCUGAAACACAGAGCAUGUUUUUGACAUAUUCCAAAUUUGUGAAGUCCUUGAUGAGAAUUAUACAUGGAGAUUUGUUAAUUCUGAAACUGUUAAUUAUGUUAUCUUUGUUUUCUGCUGACAGACCAGGACUGCAGCAGCAGGAUAAGAUUCAGGAAAUACAAGAAUGUUAUGCUAAAAUUCUUCAAAGAUACGUCAAAGAUAGGUUUCCGGAGGAUAGUACAUUGUUUGCCAAGAUCAUAAUGAAGCUGACAGACCUAAGGAAUAUAAAUGAAGUUCAUACUAAAAUGUUACUGAAAAUGAAAUUAGAUUCUAUAGAACCUUUAUUGAUAGAAAUAUUUGACUUGCCAAGUUAAGAGAACAUUUGCUCAAUGUGAUUGUGUUUUUCACAAAUAUUGGGAGAGGAUGAAGGGGAUUAUUUUAUUGUUAUUAUUUUACAUUGUUUAAAUACCAAUUAAUUUUAUUGACAACAUUCUCUAUCUAUAAAGUAUACCAAAGUUUUUAUGUGAAAAAGCAUACAUUUAAAGAUUGGAAAUAGGUUUUGAAUUUAAAAUUGAAUUUGAAUUUUGAAAUUAGUCAUUUCAAUUUUGACCUUGAUUUUAAAAUAUCACUUCACAUGUGAUGUAAGAGAGAGGCAAAAAAUUUGGUUAUGAAUACUGGGUCUGCAUCAUAUCUUUCUGUGAAUGCACAACAAAAACAUCAAUAAGCCAUAUAUAUAUUGCAUAAUAAUUUAAGCAUAUAUAAGUUAGAGAAUUAUUGCCCAUUCAAAUGUAUUAAGUUGAAAAAAAAGUAUUGGUUUAUGAUAUAUCAAAUUCCGACUGUGCGAGGGCUUUAUAGCCAGUCAAGGUCGUUAAUAACCCCCAUUAUCAUCGAUAAAGCAAAACUUUUCACUGUUUUACAAGUAUUACUUUUUGGCUGUGAAACUAAAACUAAUUAAAUUUGUUUACAAAUGAUGAAACCUUUAUUACUUUUACAAUUCACCAAUUCAGCCGUUGAAGUCUUUCCAUACAAAAGUCUGCUCUGCAGUAAAGAUCUCAGAACAGAAAAUUAUACAUAGACACACUCCUAUAACCUUUUGCAUAAUAACAACAAGACUUGUUUACUUACUCAGAGGAACUCUGGAGAUAAUUAACUAUGUAUGAUUAAUUAAUGAGAGAGAGAAAACUAUGGGUCAGUUUACAGUAAACAUGUAUUGAUUUGUUAGGUUUGUCAUGGCAUGCAUGAUACUAAGUACAAGUGUAGGUAACCAAUCAUUAAGCUUAAGGUUACAUAUUUUUAGGCUAUAUUUGAAUUUACGAAUAUUGAUUUUUUCAGCACUUAUCAUAACUUCUAUAGUUUCUGUAAGUUUUACAUGAAAGUUUUCUGGAUUUUGACAGAUUUCCUGAUUUUGAAUAUCCCCACAUUAUCUGAUUUUAGCCCCUUCUGUAUUUUCAUUUAUGAUGAUAAAAUUCUGAUAAAAAAUUGACAGAAUAUAAAACAGAAUCCUGACAGUGAAGUGAAAAGUUAUAGAAUUAGGAUUACUAAGUGAAAUAAAAGAUAAAAUUCCAAUAACAAAGUGAAAAAAUGGUAAAUUCAGAUAACAAUGUGAAAUAAGAUAGAUUAUUGAUUACUUAGUAAAACAAAAACAUAGAAAUACAUUAAAGAUAGAUUUAGAUAACUAAAUGUAAUAAGAUUAGGGUAAACAGACUGACAAAGUAUUAAAAACAAAUAAAAUAUAAAAUUUGGAUAAAAAAAGAGAUUUUAAUUUAUAGAUAGAAUUCAGAUCACAAUAUUAAAUGAAUUAGGAUUAAGAUAACAAAACAAUACAAAAGAUAAAAUAACUAGGUUUAACAAAUAAUGGAAUAAGAAUGAUAAAGGGAAAUAAAAUAUUUAAUCAGAUUAGGCAGGAAAUGACAGAGUUAUCUUUCUUUACUAGUUAAAAAAAUUACAUGUUUAAUUUAUUUACAUGUAAUAUACAGUUCAGGUGCUUUAUUAGACUUGCCAUUGAUAAUAGCUGAAAUGAAUUAAAGGGAUGAAUUGUGAUGAAUUAUGGGUAGGAUUGUGAUGAAUUAUGGGUAGGAUAGUGAUGAAUCAUGGGUAGGAUUAUGAUGAAUUAUGGAUAUGGUUGUGAUAGAUAGAAAACUUGUACUAUGAAAAUUCCUUCAUAGUGUGUGGAUAGUUUUUUGGGUGUUCAACUAUUUGUCUGAUUCAGUCACGUGACUCUCAUUCCUUUGAGAAUUACUGUAACAUUUUGAAUUUUCAGAGAAAUUGAUGACAUUUUUAUACGACCGCAAAAAUUAAAAAUUUUUUGGUCGUAUAUUGGUAUGACGUUGGCGUCGUCGUCGUCGUCGUCGUCCGAAGACACAUUGGUUUUCGCACUCUAACUUUAGUUUAAGUGAAUGGAUCUCCAUGAAAUUUUACCAUAAGGUUCAAUACCACGAAAGGAAGGUUGGGAUUGAUUUUGGGGGUAAUGGUACCAACAGUUAAGGAAUUAGGGGCCAAAAAGGGGCCAAAAAUAAGCAUUUUUGCAACUUCCAGACAAUAACUUGUGUGUAAGUGUAUGGAUCUCUCUGACAUUGUACCACAAGGUUCCAUAUCACAAAGGGAAGGCUGUAAUUGAUUUUGGGGGUAAUUGCCUCAAAAUUGUAGGAAUUAGGGGCCAAAAAAGGGGCAAAAAACAAGCAUUUUUCUAGUUUCAUGACAAUAACUUGUGUGUAAGUGUUUGGAUAUUUCUGAAAUUGUACUACAAGGUUCCAUAUCACAAAGGGAAAGCUGGAAUUGAGUUUGGGUGUAAUUGCCGAAACGUUUAGGAAUUGGGGGCCAAAAAGGGGCCAAAAAUAAGCAUUUUUCUAGUUUCCAGACAAUUACUUGUGUUCAAGUGUAUGGAUCUCUCUGAAAUUGUACUGCAAGGUACCAUACCACAAAGGGAAGGCUGGGAUUGAGUUUGGGGGUGAUGAAUCAUAAGGGGGUUCAAAGAAUUU
This is a messenger RNA of Mytilus californianus (California mussel), 4421 nucleotides long. RefSeq names its product vitamin D3 receptor B-like. Bases 141 to 1817 code for a protein of 558 amino acids. The record is from RefSeq and is a predicted model, not a curated record. Gene Ontology annotation, molecular function: nuclear receptor activity; zinc ion binding; RNA polymerase II cis-regulatory region sequence-specific DNA binding. NCBI's taxonomy places the organism in Eukaryota, Metazoa, Mollusca, Bivalvia, Mytilida, Mytilidae. Gene Ontology annotation, biological process: cell differentiation; positive regulation of transcription by RNA polymerase II; negative regulation of transcription by RNA polymerase II. The transcript has 4 exons.